Physcomitrium patens is the source of this 2329-nucleotide messenger RNA. RefSeq lists its product as uncharacterized. The record is from RefSeq and is a predicted model, not a curated record. NCBI's taxonomy places the organism in Eukaryota, Viridiplantae, Streptophyta, Bryopsida, Funariales, Funariaceae. Gene Ontology annotation, biological process: lipid metabolic process.
AGCUCUGUCAAUGGAUCCGCCGUCUAAUUUGCUGCAUUUCUAUGAACUUUUUGAGACCCCGUGUGAGAAUUUUCCAUUGCAUGAGAAGCCGCCGCUGAGUCGGUGCCGUGAGCAAAGUCCGCGCUUGCUUUUGAUUAGGUAAGUCGGUGCGGUGGGAGGUUUUCGUAAAAAUCAUACGCGCGUGUGUAUGUUGGUUCUGGUGGAUUGCAAUUCCAGGAGCAUUUCUACUUAUCGAGAUAUAGAGUUCGGUUAGUGCGUGGACACUGGAUGUGCAGUUUGUUUUUGGUCACAAAGAGAUUGCGUGGUUGCUGUUGAAGAACAAGUCAUCGACGUUUCGGGGUGAAGUUGAGGAGGACGGAGAAUCAUGACGAGCUUGGGGAAGAUAAUUAAAGAUGAUAGGCAUCCAACCUGGCUGGUGGAUUCCAUCAUCUUGUCUGCUGUGGUGUAUAGUCCGAACCCUGCAGAGGAAUUGAAGCUGAUGGAAGCAGAAUAUGGGCUGCCGCCCACUGCCGAGUAUGAGUUUAUUUCUGACGAGGAGCUGUGUGAGAACGGAUUUGAGAACUGCAAGCAAACCCUACUCGUGGUGCGCUCACUGGCGGAUGGGCAUUACGUGGUAGCAUGUCGCGGCACUACCGACGUUAGUGACGCACUUGCAGAUCUGAAUUUUCUUCAGCGUACCCUGACCUUGAUACCUGGAGCAGCGCAUUCUGGUUUUUUGGAUAGGGCCAAGACAAUUCCGCUGGAGUAUUUUCGAAGGUUGUUGAUCCGCGGGGAGCGCAUAGUUCUUGCAGGCCACUCUCUUGGGGGUGCCGUUGCUUCGCUACUUGCUCUCAGGCUUCUUGAAGCAACUGGAAAGUGGUGUCAUGCGCAAAUUCAGUGCUACACUUUUGGCUGCCCCUUCUUCGCGGACUACCGCCUCGCAAAGUACAUCAACAAACGGUACAAACGUCACUUAAUUCAUAUUGUGUCCCGGAAUGACAUCGUGCCCAAGGUGAUGCCAGUUGCCUUCACAAUCUACACUAUUUGGGCCGGGCUUGGUGUCGGACCUCUGAGUGAACUCAUGCAUUUGGUACGCAUUGCCAUGCUCGUUGGUCAAGUGAUGAAAGUACAGCCUAGGAAGUUGCCAUUCAUUGUGGCCAGUACGCAAGCCUUGACGUGGGUACCUUCCUUGUUGCGGUUUCUCCUCCAUCGUGCGCUGGCUUUGGCUCUUUCCCAUCAAUCUGGCUACGGAUAUGCAUUUGCUGGCCACAUGGUUUUGCUUGACACAGAAACAAAUUUCCUGGAAUAUGCUGACAUGGAGCGCUGGAAGAUGGAAAAUCACUUGAGUUUCCACAUGAACAUGGGCUCGUUGGAAGGUGUGAAAGAGCACUCGUUGCUUAGUUAUAUUGACCAUGUGUUUGCGGUAGAAUCAAAUAAGCGCGCCAACGAUAGGCAGAAUAUUGAGAUAUCUGCAGCAAUUAAACAACACGAAGAGGGAGUUGAUGAUUCACCUGGCUCUAAGGUGGAGGUCUGUACCGCUACGUUGAAUAUGAAAUGGUUCAAUAAGAAGGAGAAAAAACCCCAAAAGCAGCUCCUUCUAGAAAAGAAGGACGUGAAGGAUCCCUUCGGCCAAAGGAAGACAAUCACAACGGGGAAGUUCUUAAAGAGGGAGCAGCCUAAGAAGCCGAAGCCAGCUGUCAAGGCACUGAAAAGUCGAGUGGCUUGUCUAAUUUUUGCCCGUCGCAUGGGAGAAGUGCACCCAAAGCGAUUUGAAAUGCAGAAGCGGAAGCGGGGAUUUCUUCAGCAGAUGGGAAUGGGGUUCCAUUCUUUCACCAAAUUUGUGCAUCGUUUCGAUGGCUUAUUUAUUGCUUCUUCAGCUGUGUGCGUAGUUAUUCAACUCAAGCGAUAUUUUUUCAAUUCAUCUUCCAAUUCGAAAUAACACCUCCUCUGCGGGCCUUAUCUGAGGAUUCGCAAUACCAGCUUCAUCUUCAAAAAGGCUACAAUAUGAGUUUUCCAAUUAGAGUAGUCUGGAUUCAAGUCUUGUCAUACUCCUGAUGACAUGAUGGAAGUGCUCAACAGUGUGUCGUGUGUUAGUUGCUGUCCACAUAUGCUUGCCAGCUAGACCAACUCAGAUUGUAGAGGAGGUUUUCUUUGCAGACCUCAGGUUUGAACGAUUUUCACUUGGUCCCAGUAUUCAAGUUGUUGGAUUGCGGCGACCAUGAAAACCUUGUCUUAAGUGCUCUGUAUUUUUAUUGAGCUUGUUAAUUUAGAUUCCAAGAAUGUAAAAUUCCACAUAGAUCCACAAAAAAAAAUAUGAACUCUCUAACAGAGUAAGGCCCUUUUGAAUUUC